Molecule: messenger RNA, 2629 nt
Organism: Spinacia oleracea (spinach)
Lineage: Eukaryota; Viridiplantae; Streptophyta; Magnoliopsida; Caryophyllales; Amaranthaceae
Exons: 14
Coding region: 348-2429 (693 amino acids)
Biological process (GO): positive regulation of GTPase activity
Molecular function (GO): GTPase activator activity
Source: RefSeq, a predicted model, not a curated record
UUAUAAUAUAAAUAAAUUGGCAAGUUAGAUCCGAGAUAAAUCCCCUAAAAAAAAAUAAAAAAAAUCCGAGAUCAAUUCGAUCCUCAAUAUCACCCUCUGCCACACUCUACGCCAAAAUUAUAAUUAAUCAAAUCCCGAAAAGAAAGAAACCCAAAAUUUUUAGGAAAACAAUAUUUUUCUCUGAUUGACUGACUACUGUCCCCCAUCUUCUCCCUCUUCUUCCUCGUUUGCUCCUGUCAACCAUUUCAUUUUUCUCUGAUUACUUGCACUAUAAAAUGAACCAAAAAAUGGGAGUAAAAGUCGGAGAAAUCAUCGGAAAUUGAGAGUUGAGGAGAGAGAAAAUAACAAUGGAGGGAGGAUCGCUAGUUUCGAAGGCAAGGACAGCCUUUCAUUCCGCAGCUGCUAAAGCGGAGAGAGUUCUCAUUGAUUUCAAAUCCGAUCUUAAAGAUUCAGAUGAGCAGCAGUGUAGGAAGAAUUCGGGUUGUCAAUUUGAGGAAGUGUUGUCAUCUUCUGAGGCUGAAAAAAAGGGUUUCAACGAGUCAAAGCAGUCCCGAUGGAAGCCACCUAGUAUAGGAACAAAACAGGAAUGGCAUGAUAGACUAAGGAAUAUCGGAAGAGGUAAAAAGGGAGCUGAAGACACAGAGAACGUUGAGGAUAUAAAGAUGGCUUUUGCAAUUUUUGAUGAAAAUAUUUACUUGUACAAUGAGAAAGUUGCUGCUGAAGCGAAGGGGUUGGAGACAUCUUCAGAUAGCUAUGAUGCCAACAACAGAGAUAUCAUCCCACCUUCAUUUGUGUUGAAGCAACUGGCUAUUGCAAUUGAAUCAGAGAAGAACUAUAGGUCAGUGAAAGAUCUUCUCACUUCAUCUGCAAGUUCUUCCCCAGUUCGAGAAAGGGCGAGUUUGGGUAUCUCUGCAGUGAAGUCGAUGCUCCGGGGGAAGGAGGAAAAAAUUACUUCUGAGUUCAGGGACGAUGAAGCUUGGGCUUUAAUUCAAUCUAUACUUGAUGCUGAGGGACUUACUCCUGGUAGGAAAGUCGGCUUUUUAGUUGAAAGUUUGCCUAGCGCCAUGGCAUUACCAAGAGAUAUCCAUGGUGCACCGCCACCGAGCUUGAUUGUUAAAAUCUCUGAAGUCAUGGGAAGCUUUAAGACGUUAAGGAAGAUGGCAUUAUUUUGGUGCAGGAUUAUCUCUGAACUCAGAAGACUUUGGAUGGAAGAGCUAUAUAUACCUGGAAUUCCUCUUAAUGAAGUACCGGAUUUAAGUUUUUGUUUGCUCUAUCAGCAAAUGCAAUUUAUGAAUUGCUGUCUUUCUAGAAAGAAACGUCGUGCUAUUGCUACCGACUCAUUGGAAUCGUUAAUUAGAGAAGCCGGUUGUGAUGCCGAUGGAGUGCCUUCCUCGGUUGAAAGAAUAACUUCAGGCUCUUUUCUAUAUGCCAAAACAAAUACUGGGGAUCUUGUUGUAAGACUGGGAGUCAGUCAUCAGGCUGAAAAUUUGACAUUAUUGGAAACGGGAGAGCCUGUGUAUGCUCCCUUGACACAGGAAGGACCAUUGCUAACUGAGGAUCUUGCCCGAGAAGCUGAAGAGUUUGUUCUUCGGACAGGGAGUGUUGGUGCUGGUUGUUCCCAGCUUCUUUCUGAUAUGCAAGCUUUCAAGGCUGCGAAUCCUGGAUGUAUUCUUGAGGACUUUGUAAGAUGGCACUCUCCUCCUGAUUGGACAGGAAACGAGUCUGGCAAUGAGUCUGAUGCAAGUACAUGCGGUGGUGAUUCAACAUCUUCCAGAGGUCGAUUAAGUAGACGUAUGAAGAAAGAAGGUAAUUUAUGGCAAGAACUUUGGGAAGCCGCCAAGUCUGUGCCUGCUGUUAGACAAGCACCACUAUUUGACGAGGAUUUGGCAGUGGAAGGUGUGCUGACUGUAUUGGAAAACAUUACUCCGUCUCAGCUAUUUGGCCAGCUGUUUCAGUCAUUGCUUGGUUUUGGAUUCAUGAUUGCCGAGUCUAAGCUUUCUACAGAUGACAAUGUAGCAAAACUUUUCUCUGAGUGUAAAGAUUUUGUAGUUGCUUCAUUUCAUGGUGAUGCCUGGAUCGAUAAAAUCGAUGAUAUUUGCCAGGUUUAUGAAACAGUUGAAGCAAUAUUUCUUCGGCCAGAUGAUGUCAUGAAAGCAGUGAAACAGUCCGAAGAUGUGAAUGCCGCCCCGGAGGAACCAAAACCCCGUUUUAAGAAGUUAACCCAAAUGUUUGGCCGUAAAAACAGGACAAGAAAAUCAUCCUCAGAGGAGAAUAAUAGUACGGAAGACCCUCCAAACCGUCAGCCAUUUUCGAAUUUUUUUGAUAGUAGAUCGACUCUGUUUUCAAAGAAGCCUCCUAAACCUGAAAACACACAACCCCCAGCCAACAACUCAUCUGGUUUAGAUGAAAAUGAUUGGACAGUUGUUUGAAGAACUUUUUUUUUUGUUUUUUUGUUUUUACGUUAUAAUCAAUUGUAAAUUAGAUAGAGUUAUUAGUCCAUCAAAAUUUCCAUGGACAAUAUUGUAAUUAUUUUUUUGUGUUCGGGUACAGUCGUACAGAACAUUAUAGAAAUGGAAAAUAUUUUGAUAUUCAAGAAUUAGCUAAGAUGUUUUCUUGUUUAUGUUCUGAA